This is a messenger RNA of Chilo suppressalis (striped riceborer), 683 nucleotides long. The record is from the annotation of a GenBank genome assembly. NCBI's taxonomy places the organism in Eukaryota, Metazoa, Arthropoda, Insecta, Lepidoptera, Crambidae.
ACAAUACUAGGUGUGUUGUAUCAUAUAAAAAUUAUAUAACAGCUCCAUAAAGAAAUGAUUUCUAAAAUUAACGUUUUCAUUUACAUUUUGACAUACUAUGUUUUUUUAAGUGUUAUUUACACUUACGCUACUGAAAUACUGAGAAAUUCAAACGAAAAUUUCGGGCCGUAUAUAUUGGAAGUUACAGAUGUCAUAUAUUGUCGAGGGCCCAAAGUUCGCAAUUCAAGUAUUUAUAGCGUUGAUGUUGAUAACAAUAGAACAUCACCAACAAUAAACAUGAACUUUACGUAUAUGGCGGAUACAAGAAUAACCGAGUUCAAGAUAAAUAUAUACAAUGUGAAAAAAAACAAUCGCUCUAACAGUUUAUGGACUUAUAAUAGAAAAAAUCCCUGUAAUCACUACUUCUUCAACUUUAUUUUCUCUAAAUAUAUAGGGUCAAAAAAUUGUCUCGCAAAAAAAGGAACUUAUCACAUAAUGAUGGAAGUCGAUGAAUUAGCACAUAGCUACCUUGGACCAAAUUUUUUUUACGGACAAAUAUAUAUUAAGGCGUGGUUAUUAUCACAACAAGGUAAUUUGUUAUGCAUACAGCUCAACUGUUUUUGUCAUAAAAAGUAAUUAUAACAACAUUCAUGCUCCAUUCGUCGUUGUAAUUUAGCUUGAGAGAAUUCUUUGAACUUCAAUAC